AUGCAGUUCCACCAGAAAGGUGUUUCAGAUGAGGCUGCUGUACGUCGCGCAGAAUUGGCUGCCAAAGCCCUAAAACAAAAAACACGCCAAACUCGACUGUCUUCGGGAAACACGGUUAGCGAACCAACCAGACGCAACUUGCGACGAGCUACACACACCACGAAUGAGACAGAGACAUUUGAAGAGGAGGAUCCAUCAGCGGUUGUGGAAUCAUCCCGUGGUACUACGAAUCGGCGAGGCGCUCCUGAAGUUCGUCGUGGACCUGCUCGGAAUGCCGCUACCACACGACGACGACGGAUCGUCAGAGCAGCUUUCAGUUCCGAUGAAGAAGAUGAACCAUCCACACCCUCAAGUGACGAAUAG
Messenger RNA from Echinostoma caproni, 363 nucleotides. The record is from the annotation of a GenBank genome assembly. NCBI's taxonomy places the organism in Eukaryota, Metazoa, Platyhelminthes, Trematoda, Plagiorchiida, Echinostomatidae.